AAUUUCACCGAUUUUACCGUUAACCAAUUUCCGCCCCGUUCUCCUAGAAAAUACAUUUCCCUUUGUCUCUCUCUCUUCAUUUCUAAUUUUCUAUUUUCUCUCGCGUUUUCUCGCUCUCGACAGGAAAAAAGAAAGAGUACCUCUUCCUCGGUAUCUGUGUUGGUCCUUUUGGAUCAAGUUAACCAGUUUCCUGCCCACCCCCAAAUCAAUAAAAAAGGAAAGGAAAAAAAUCGUCAAUUUUUAGGCCUAAAUUCGAAGAGGUUUUUAUUUCGAAGCCAAGGGAGACUUUUUCGUAUAUUCUCUGUCGAUUGCGUUUCGUGUGAGUGUAGCUAGGGAGUCUUUAUUGGUGGUAAUCUUGAUCUUAAUGUGGAUUUGAUUACCGCUCUAUCCAGGUUUUCUUCUUUGAUCUAUCCUUUUUUUUCUUUGAUAUAUUUGAUUUGUCGCAAACCCUAGUUUUGGUUAGGUUGGUUUUGGGGAUUUGAAACCAAAAAAAAAAUUUUAAUUUGAGAUUAGCAAAUUUAAUUGAUUCCUUUUUUUUUUUUUUGUGCAUACAAAAGUUAGAUUUAGUUGAUGUUUAGGUUUUUUAAUACGAGAAAAACUCUGAAAUUUUUUGAUGCGUUAUUUUAGUUUGACAUCCAAAAUCGAGGGUUUCUUCUUGUUAUAUUAGAUCCUCCAUAAGAUUAUUACGUUUUCAUUUUUUUCUUUAAUUUUCAAUUUCAUUUUUCUUUCUUUUUAGUUCUUCUCAUAUCAAUCCAAAACAACAAAAAAAGAGAGAAAAGGAAAAAAAAAAAAAAAAGGAAGAAGACAAAUUUUUAGGGUUUGCAUUUAAAAAAGAUCGUAGGGUUUUUGGUUAAAUCCGUUGUAUAAUUUGAGGAUAGAAAGAAUCUGAGAAUUAGUUAUAAAACAAUGGCCUUGAAUUUUUCCCAUCGGCCGAUCUUUCCUGCUCAUUUGACUGAAGAGAACCUGGUUUCGCCUAUGAGAAUCGGGAAUGGGUUCCUUGUUGAAGGUAUCCCAGAGAAGAAUGGAGAUGGAUUUUCGAAAUCUUGGCAUUCCAAUUGUGAAAUGGAUAAUUGCUUUGAUUAUGGAAGGGAUUAUAGUGGUGAUGGAUGUGGUUCUCAGGAGUCUGUUUCUAAGGAUAUUCUUGAUCUUUUGCCAUCGGAUCCUUUUGGAAUGGAUAUCUCCACUACUUUCACAGCAAUUACUGGUUGGCUGGAGGAUUUGGAAGCUGAUUAUGGCUGCCAUAUGAGAGAUGAUGUGGGGACUGGUGAUGGCAGUUAUCAGCUGUUUGCAGGAUUGAAUUUUAUUUGGAACAAUGCCAUGAGGUUUCAAACGUUCCCUGGAAGCAUGGGGCUUGAAUGUAAAGGUAGUGUAUCUGGUGGAUUUGGUGGGUUUUCUCAGGCGAAUGAAGGAGGGGAUGUGUCUGGUAAUGCUGGUGGACCGGCUUGUAAUGUAGAGGACGUUUUGUGUUUCAGCAGUGAUGAUAUGGUUUCUGUUGAUCAGGAAUAUGAAGAAUUUCAGAAUUGUGAGGUUUGUUCUGAAGGAGGUGAAGGAGCUCCUCAUGAAGCUCUGAUUUUGGCCCUUGGUUACCUGGGUGUGCGGGAUCUUUUUGCCCUUGAAAAGGUUUGCACAUCUCUGCGAUCUACAGUUCAGAAUGAUCCCCUUUUAUGGCAGAGUAUUCACAUAGAUCAGCCGCUAAAUGAGAAGCUUACUGAUGAUAUUCUUUUGCAAAUAACUAUUAGGGCUCAAGGUAGCUUGCAAUGCUUGAGCCUGGUAGAUUGCCAAAGGAUUACUGAUGAGGGCCUUAAGCGUGUGGUUGAAAAUAAUCCAAAGUUAAUCAAGCUGAGUGUACCUGGAUGUACAAGACUAACUAUCGAGGGUAUUUUGAAUAGCCUAAAGGCUUUGAAAUCUAUUGGUACACAAGGGGUGAAGUAUUUGAGGGUUGGUGGGCUCUAUGGUGUGACACAACAGCAUUUUGAAGAGCUGAAGUUCUUGUUGGGCGUGGACAACAAGAUUCAGCAGAUUGUGCACAAGCUUCAUUUUUUUCAAAGGGGAAAUGUGUAUAUCUCUUGUGAAGAUGAUCGUGCCAUUGAUAUUGAAAUGUGCCCAAGAUGCCAGAACAUGAGGCUUGUUUAUGAUUGUCCUGCAGAGGGUUGCCAGCAGAAGGAGCAUGCUGCCCAGUUAUGCAGAGCUUGCAUUCUUUGCGUAGCACGGUGUUUUCAGUGUGGUCGGUGCAUUAAUGACAGUGAGUAUGAGGAAACAUUUUGUCUGGAGAAGCUUUGUUCAGAUUGUUGUAAGCUACAACUCUCAAAGUGCCAGGAGAGGUAGAAUAGGAUGAUUGAUCCAUCUAUUCUACCUGCUCUCCAACAAACUGGCAACCUUCAUCUCCAUGGCUAGACUGAAAUAUUUACUCAUUUUCUGGUUUCUAAUUGUGGCUAAGAUGUUGCAUUUGUGAAUUAGAGGGAGCCAGGCAGCAAUGUAAAAGACUAUGCCAUAUUGGGUCCUCCGAGCCAAGGAUUCAUGAUUUUUAGAGGAGAAAAAGACAAUAAAAUCUUUCGUUGCAUGUAUUGUCCAGGACAAAUAAUCAUGUUUUGGUGGUUUCUAUUGUUAGCAUUGGCCCUUGGUAUACAUCUUUGUGUUUGCUUGUGGAUGGUCUAUGCUGAAGUUGGGUAUGGCAUGACCUUGUGUUGUCAGUAGUAACGUGGAAAUGUGAGAUGUCAACUUGAACGGACUCCCUAAGCGAGCUCAUCAAUUUGUUACUGUAGAUUGAGAAAUUUUUUUGGCCUUUCUGUUGCCAGUUUUGUUGUGAUCAACAUUCUUGCUGUGCUGCUGCACUUUGCAAGGCAGGACCACCUGGAAGUAUAUUAUUCUACGUGGUUCUCUGUGGAGUCUGUUUAUGGAACCUCUCUUCUCUGAGCCGGGAAAUCUUAGCAGGUGCAUCCAAUAUCUGUUAUAUUGAUCCCUGCUUUUUUCCUAACAGUUGGAAUUUAUCUUUAUUGGAAUUAUCAAUGAUACAAUGGUACUUGUUCUUCCAUGCUUAUGAGUAAGACUUUCUCUUUUCAUUGUUUGAUGUAAAAUUAUAGAUGGUUGCUUCCCAUAAACGUGCAGUGUGUUGGGCAUCACAGAAUAGUAUGCUGACUAAUGUAAGAUACGAAGUUGAAUGUUGUGAAAUAAAGUUUAAAUUUGACA
This is a messenger RNA of Durio zibethinus, 3186 nucleotides long. Its product is annotated as F-box protein SKIP14-like. The record is from RefSeq and is a predicted model, not a curated record. Lineage: Eukaryota; Viridiplantae; Streptophyta; Magnoliopsida; Malvales; Malvaceae. Gene Ontology annotation, cellular component: cytoplasm. Gene Ontology annotation, molecular function: protein binding.